Hirundo rustica (Barn swallow) is the source of this 2202-nucleotide messenger RNA. RefSeq names its product CYFIP related Rac1 interactor B (gene CYRIB). The coding region runs from base 412 to 1386 and encodes 324 amino acids. Gene Ontology annotation, biological process: positive regulation of T cell activation; regulation of actin filament polymerization. Gene Ontology annotation, molecular function: small GTPase binding. The transcript has 14 exons. The record is from RefSeq and is a predicted model, not a curated record. NCBI's taxonomy places the organism in Eukaryota, Metazoa, Chordata, Aves, Passeriformes, Hirundinidae.
CUGCUCCGGCCGAGCGGGGGAGGCGGCGGCUCCGCUCCCGAUCCCGGUCCCGCUCCGGAUCCCGCUCCGCAUCCCGGUCCCGCAUAGCCGCGCGCGGGGCGGCUCGAUUGUGAGGACGAGCUGCUGCAUCAGUACUCUGAAGGAAGAGAGUUCUCUGUUAAAACUGCAAGAAGAUACUACUAACUGACUGGAGGCCAAGAACAGAGUGCAGCACUGGCUGUAGCUGGGAUGUGACAGCAAACAUAAGAAGAACUAUUGAAACUUGAUUUUUCUCCUGGUCUUGGAAAAGUGUCGUUUUUGUUUUACUUGUGUAACUCUGUGAUUUAAUGGGUAAACUGUUCAUUGGCCACAGAUGACUACUACUGAGAAGCUUUCCGAAAUCUGUUUUGGAUUACAGAGAGGUUUGCUGGCAUGGGUAAUCUCAUUAAGGUGCUAACCAGGGACAUAGACCACAAUGCAGCACAUUUUUUCUUGGAUUUUGAAAAUGCCCAACCUACAGAAUCUGAAAAGGAAAUUUAUAAUCAGGUGAAUGUAGUGUUAAAGGAUGCAGAAGGAAUACUGGAAGACUUGCAGUCAUAUAGAGGAGCUGGCCAUGAAAUACGAGAGGCAAUACAGCAUCCAAAUGAUGAGAAGCUGCAAGAGAAGGCAUGGAGCGCAGUUGUUCCACUAGUAGGCAAACUAAAGAAAUUCUAUGAAUUUUCUCAAAGACUAGAGGCAGGACUGCGGGGUCUGCUGGGGGCCCUGACGAGCACUCCAUAUUCCCCAACACAACACCUGGAGCGAGAGCAGGCUCUUGCUAAGCAGUUUGCAGAAAUUCUUCACUUUACACUCAGAUUUGAUGAGCUCAAGAUGACAAACCCUGCUAUACAGAAUGACUUCAGCUACUAUAGAAGAACUCUGAGCCGUAUGAGGAUUAACAAUGUCCCAGCAGAGGGAGAAAAUGAAGUCAAUAAUGAGUUGGCAAACAGAAUGUCUUUAUUUUACGCUGAAGCGACACCAAUGUUGAAAACCUUAAGUGAUGCCACAACAAAGUUUGUGUCAGAGAAUAAAAAUUUACCCAUAGAGAAUACAACAGAUUGCUUAAGCACCAUGGCCAGUGUGUGCAGGGUCAUGCUGGAAACCCCUGAAUAUAGAAGCAGGUUUACAAAUGAGGAAACAGUAUCGUUCUGUCUGAGGGUAAUGGUGGGUGUCAUCAUACUCUAUGACCACGUGCAUCCGGUGGGCGCUUUUGCCAAAACUUCAAAAAUUGAUAUGAAAGGAUGCAUCAAAGUUCUUAAAGACCAGCCUCCUAACAGUGUAGAAGGCCUUCUAAAUGCUCUCAGGUACACAACAAAGCAUUUGAAUGAUGAGACUACCUCCAAGCAAAUUAAAUCCAUGUUGCAAUAACAAUUACCUGGAAUUCGCACCUGCUGUAGACAGUAUUCUGCAAUGACUGAGAUGCACAGAUUUUUUUUUUUUUUAGUGAUUGCAACUACUAUCUCGUUCAUUCUUGCUUUUUAUUUUCUCUCUUCCUGUUUACCCUUUUUUUUUAAUCACUUUCUUGUACCUAAGUAAGCUCAGACUUCUUUUCUGUGCCAAAUCAAUGAGAAUUAUCAAUUCUGGAAAGUAUUUCUACUUUUCAGAAUAGCCAUCCUAAGUGGCAGCUAAUUAUGCGUUGCAUUUGAAUUUCUCUGUACUGGGGAAAGAUUUGUGACUUGAACUAAAUAUUUUUAAACUUGUGGGUUUUUUUCUUUUUUUGAAAAACUAAUAUUUAAUAUUGCUUCUUCUGCAUGGCAAGACUGCCUACUUCUGCUAUUUAAAAAUCCCUUGAUGACUUCAUUUUCUAUUGCAGCUUAUUUUCAUGUGCAACCAUGAGGAAACUAAAAGCAGAUUUGUUUAAAUUAACUGUGUUUGUACAAAAUGGUACCCAACACAAAAGUUUUUUUAAAUGAGUAAAAACUGUUUUGUUUAAAAGUUACGUUUGCAUUUUGACUCAUUUUUGUAAGGAUGUAUGUUGUAUGUUUAACCUUUAAUAACUAACGUUAAACUGUGGUGUGUGCGUAGCAAAAUUACGUAUGCAUGUUCAUGUCAAAUGAUUGGCUGUGGAUAAGAUAAUAAAAUCAGCUUUCAUUUUUCUAAGUGUGGUUUGAUUUACCAGUAUUUUGAGUGAGAUGUCUUCGUGCUCUUUGGAUUUUUACAAAAAAAAUAAAUUUAUAAAUUUUA